This is a messenger RNA of Chelonus insularis, 1708 nucleotides long. RefSeq names its product Huntingtin-associated protein 40 kDa (gene Hap40). Gene Ontology annotation, biological process: vesicle cytoskeletal trafficking. The record is from RefSeq and is a predicted model, not a curated record. Gene Ontology annotation, molecular function: protein binding. NCBI's taxonomy places the organism in Eukaryota, Metazoa, Arthropoda, Insecta, Hymenoptera, Braconidae. The transcript is spliced from 5 exons. Bases 242 to 1171 code for a protein of 309 amino acids. Gene Ontology annotation, cellular component: early endosome.
UAGUAACUUAUUUUAUCUUUAUAUUUAACAUCUACCUGUGCAACUGUAGGCAAUCCACCGACAUUACAUUUUAUUGAUAUGAAUUAAAUACCAUAAUGGCAGUUUCAUGUUUAUUUCGUAAUGAUUUACAUACUAUUCUAAACGUAAUUUCUUAUUAAUUUAAUUACAGUUAGUUUUAUAAUGAUUAUAAUUAAAGUAUUAAUUUUAAAAUUAAUUAAUUGAUUGAUAAACGAAGUGAAUCAUGGAUUCAAACGUGCAUGCCAAUCUAAUGUUGGACAACAGAGAACAUGAGUUUCUAGUUAAAUAUCACAAUAUAAACAGUAAACUAAAAAAACGUUUUAUGCGAAAUCCAAAUGUUAAUGAAGCCUGUGAACAGUUUAUUUCAUUGUCUAUUGAGUGUGAACAAAAAAAAGCCUGGCAAUAUGCAGCUCUAUGUUACUUAGCAAUAUCACGAUGUUAUCAUCAGCUAGGAAACACUGGAACAGCAAUAAUUUAUUCACUUCGAGCCGGAAAAUUUUUUCUUCGUGCUCAUAAACAAAAUAAUAAAUUUGGUUGUCCAUCAAUUGGCUCCGAAAAUAUCGAAGCAGCAUGUAAUAGUUUGAUAUCUGUUUCUAAACAGCUUCAAGAUGAACAAAAGUUUGAUGUCAACGUUGCUGGAUCUAUAUUUCAUUUGGCAAUAUCCUUAGGUUCUACUUCUGCUGGUUGUUAUUUAUUGAAAAAAUCAAUUAAUAUUUUUUCAACUGUACGAGCAAUUGAUACACUUAUUUCUUUUUAUAUCAAACAAGGAGAUUAUAUAACGGCAUUAAAUACGGUUAUUGAAUUAAUGGAAUUAAUUGAGACAAUUUGUGUUUCAACAGACUAUUAUCGUAAUUUACUUCGAAAAGCAGAAAUCAAUAAAGUAUUAUUGUUAUUAACUUUACAACCUACAAUUCAUCGCCUUCCAUCAAAUUACUUUGAAAUGAUAUCAAAAUAUAAAUCAAUAGAUGAUAAUUCGGGUACCAAUACAUAUCUUAAUGAAAAUGAAUAUCUUCUAUUACAGUCUCUUGUAUUAGUUUGUCAAUCACGAGAUGAACAAGCUAUAUUAAAUUUAGAAAGUGAACUAUGGCAGUUUAUUGAUGCUGAUCAAAAAGAUCUUUUACGAAUUCUAGUCCAAGGAAUCAUUAGCGAAUAGUAUAAUUAUUUUUUCUAUCAUUAUUUAAGUAUAAGACUUAUUUGUAAUAUAAUAAAUUUAGCAUAAUUAAAUCAUUUUUCUAAAGGCUUAAUGGACAGUUUUCAUUAAUCAUGUUUAGAGUUGCCAUUACGUACAUGACGAUAGCCAUUAGGAUUCAUAAUUUGCCACCUCCAAAAAUCUUCACACAUUUGCUCAACACUAAAUUUCGUUAUCCAACCAAGUUCAUUUUUAGCUAAAUCCGCAUUUGCAUACAUAGAAACUAUAUCUCCUUCUCUACGUUCUUUAAUGACAUAAGGAAUUUUUGUAUUCGUAACUUUCUCAAAUGUUUUAACUAAUUCUAGAACAGAAACACCUUUGCCCGUUCCUAAAUUGUAAACUUUGAGUCUCAGAUGACUUUUUUGUAAAGCUCUUAAAGCAGCAACAUGUCCACUAGCUAGAUCCAUUACAUGAACAUAAUCACGAAUUCCUAAAAUUAAAUUAAAUUUAAGUAUAAUAACUGUAAUGUUGUAAUAAAAGGAUAAUUAAUUUCGAUAUUAA